This is a messenger RNA of Habropoda laboriosa, 1245 nucleotides long. It is a transcript of the gene TpnCIIIa, whose product is annotated as troponin C-like. The record is from RefSeq and is a predicted model, not a curated record. Gene Ontology annotation, molecular function: enzyme regulator activity; calcium ion binding. The coding region runs from base 159 to 620 and encodes 153 amino acids. The transcript has 5 exons. NCBI's taxonomy places the organism in Eukaryota, Metazoa, Arthropoda, Insecta, Hymenoptera, Apidae.
GUAGAUAUUACCCGGUCAAUCACGUGCCAGCAGAUCAUCCUAAUGUCCACAUAAAACAGAAGUCCACAGCCAGAAUCUGGUGCAUACCCGGAUAAACCGUCGACGCUGUAGGGUGUUAAUACCAGACUCUUAACCGUACAUCUUAUUGUCACUUCAACAUGGAUGAUCUAACCAAGGAUCAAGUUGCUCUUUUGAAAAAGGCCUUCGACGCCUUCGACCACGACAAAAAGGGUAGCAUCGGAACUGACAUGGUGGGGACGAUUUUAACAAUGUUGGGUUACGAGCUCAGCGAAAAGACACUGAAGGAAAUCAUCACGGAAGUUGACGAAGAUGGCUCGGGACAAUUGGAGUUUGAGGAGUUCUGCACCCUGGCUGCCCGAUUCUUGGUGGAGGAGGAUUCGGAGGCGAUGCAACAAGAGCUACGCGAGGCGUUCCGGCUGUAUGACAAAGAAGGCAACGGCUACAUAACAACUGCGGUGUUCCGCGACAUCCUUCACGAGCUCGACGACAAACUGACGCCGCAGGAACUGGACAUGAUGAUCGAGGAGAUCGACGCGGACGGCUCGGGAACUCUGGACUUCGACGAGUUUAUGGAAGUCAUGACUGGCGGUGACGAAUAGAUUGUACGGUGGGCUAAUUAAGAAGGACAGCGGCUACGAUCAAGCGCCGCAACGAUUGACACGAAUGCUGUUUCGUACCUGAUACCACCCGAAGGGCAAAGAUUUCGAUUGGUCGACGUGUGAUUAACUCGUGUGCUUGAUUACUCGGACCAUUUCCGGGGUUCGUUGAACCACGUUUUUCUCAACAGUCGUCAUCCAUACGGCAACGCUUCCUCGUAAACAAAGAAAAUUAAAAAAAAAACACUGUGCUAAGGGAAGAUGCGUAAAUGAGGUACAAUAAAGAUUCCAAAACAGACAAAAGACUUUUCUUGAUUGCGGAGAGAUCGAAGUGAAAAGCGACGCGUUCUAACCCUAUGUAAUAUAUCUCUAGAAGCGGAAAUCGAUGAGAUUCCGUGCAAUCUGCCAUUCCGCCGCGGUCUUGUUUGUCGUAUCGAUCCGACGCCUAGACGACUGCAAUCGCGCUUACGCUCGUGGCGCGCGGUGAAAGGAGCACAGGCGGUAAUAAAAACCAGAGAAAUCCACUGAUUAUCAGAGAGAUGUAUAAUUACCGUGAAUAAUUACGGGAAGAAAGUAAUCGUUCAAUCUCGUCCGAUACUUUUUCUCUCUCUAUCUAUCUAUCCUCCGU